Molecule: messenger RNA, 4004 nt
Organism: Drosophila innubila
Lineage: Eukaryota; Metazoa; Arthropoda; Insecta; Diptera; Drosophilidae
Product: dipeptidyl peptidase 4
Exons: 14
Coding region: 287-2848 (853 amino acids)
Biological process (GO): proteolysis
Molecular function (GO): serine-type peptidase activity; dipeptidyl-peptidase activity
Source: RefSeq, a predicted model, not a curated record
GGAGGACAAAAAAGAUGGAAAAGUAAUCUUCAUUAACGCAAUAAUUUUUAUACCAAUAAUGUAAAGAGCGGCAGAUAUAUAUGUAUGGCAAUAUAUCAUCAAUGUAUAAAGGAAAUUGGUAUGCCCAAUUUUUGCUAUUAAAUCAAAGCCGAUGACAAACAAAGUUGGUGCAUGAUGAUUAAUCAGAACAUCUUACUUCCGAAACCGUCCGAAACACACUUCGACUUGAUAUAACUUCGACUUAUCACAAUUUGUUUUUUAAAGCGUCCUGUUUGGAUUUUAGAAAAUGCAUGCCAAUGCAGCGUCUGAUCGGGGUGGGUCGUGGAGACUCCCACCAGAUGAGACGUUACAGGUUCAGGAUCCCAAACAAAAAGAUCAAGACUUGGAUCUCGAUGAAGGACACAAUUGGCGCAGCAUUAUCUUCUCCUUACUAGUUAUUAGUUUUGUAAUAGCUGGUAUAAUAACUGCUAUAUAUUUAUUGGGAUAUGUGGACGAACUCUUGUAUUGGUCGGGUCGUCGAAUGAUCCUUGAUGAAUAUUUACAGGGCGAAUUAACGCCGACUAGAUUGCAACCUUCUUGGGUGACAACGAAGAAAUACGUAUUUCAAUCAGACGACGGGGGACUUUCCAUAUUGGAUACGACAACGAACUCAGUUAAUAUAUUAGUAACAAAUCAUACAAUUCGUCAACUAAAUGUACGGGGAUAUCAGUGCACGCAUGAUCUUAAAUAUGUGCUCUUCAGGCAUAAUGUAAAAAAAAUAUUUCAGAAAUCGUUUACUGCGUUUUACACAAUCUAUGAUGUAGAUAAUGAUCAUCACAUGCCAGUAAAGUUAAAAGACUCUUCAAAGGUACAAAGAACCCGUCUUCAAUAUGCGGCCUGGCUGGGGAAUACAACUUCAAUCAUUAUUGUUGCUGACAAUGAUAUAUUUGUACGACAAUCGCCUUCAAUGGAAGAGGACAUUAGGAUAACAACGACGGGCCAUGAGAAUAGUAUUUAUAAUGGAGUACCAGAUUGGCUAUACCAGGAGGAAAUUUUUGAUAUGCCGGAAGCAAUUUGGUCGUCCACUGAUGGAAGUCACUUCAUGUUUGCCUUAUUUAAUGAUACUCAUGUCGGGAUGAUGACAUAUCCAUGGCUAUCAUCUGGAGCUAUUAUCGCUGGUAGCGGUAUGACAUCGGGCAGCUCAUUUCCGGAGACUAAAAAUGUUCGAUACCCAACGCCAGGCACUGCCAAUCCAGAAGUUCAAUUAUGGAUAGUUGAUAUUACUAAUUUUAUGUCUAUAGCUAAAAUGGAAUUGAGACCACCCCCUUCUUUAAUUGGACAAGAUUAUUACCUAACUUCAGCUAGUUGGGUCUCCGGUAGCAAUCAUCAAGUCUCUGUGGUUUUUAUGGUACGAUCUCAAAAUUAUACAAUAAUCGCGACAUGCUCAAAAGAUCAAAAUUGGACAUGUUCAGAGAUCCAUUCUGAACGUGCUCCUGAAGAUGAAUGGCUAGAUAUAUUUCCACAUCCCGUCUUUGCACCCGAUGGCAACAGUUUUUUACUGCUCGCAGGUAUUCAGGAGUCGGGAAAUGAUCAUUUUACCCACAUUAAACACAUUACCAUCUCACAGCAAAGGAUUUCCGUAAUAUCUCAUGGCCGCUAUGAGGUGUUGAAAAUUCUUUGUUGGGAUACUGCAAAUCACAUUGUCUAUUAUCUGGCUACACAAGAUAAGAAGCCUGGCCAAAGGCAUCUAUAUUCGGUCAAGGAUCCCGUUCAUGAUGAUACUAGAAAAAGCGAGCCACAGUGCAUUACCUGCGAUUUGGGAGAAGCACUUUGGAGUAGUAGAUAUUAUUAUGUCAACUGUUCCCAUUUCGACGCCUUCAUAACACCCACAACUGGUAUUGCAACCAGCUAUGGAAUUGAUUUCUACAUUCUAGAAUGUCAAGGUCCAGGAUUACCUGUGUCAGGAGUUCAUAUGCAAAAAACGCACAGUCUUGUCAAGAUUUUAUACGAUACACGACCUUUCUAUACAGAAAGGCUACAGAAACUGGCACUACCUAUUCAAAGAUCAUUCGAAAUUCCAUUGCCCCAUGGUAGCCGAGCUCAGGUUCAGCUACUUUUACCACCCAGCUGGAGAGAGGAGCUCAGGGAUGCAGCAUUUCCUGUAGUCGUUGAAGUAAAUGGACGUCCAGGUUCGGAGUCAGUUUCGGAGAAAUUUCGAAUAGAUUGGGGUACAUAUAUGUCGUCCAGAAAUGAUGUUAUCUACGUACGUUUGGAUGUGAGAGGAGCAAAAGGUCAAAGCAAAAAAGCCUUAUAUCGUCAUUUGGGGGGCGUGGAAGUUCAGGAUCAAAUAUCUGUAUUAAGAUAUCUUCUGGAUACCAUAAGUUUUCUAGAUGAAACAAGGGUGGGAAUUUGGGGCUGGGGUUAUGGUGGUUAUGUGACCUCCAUGGUUUUGGGCACUCAACAAGAUGUCUUCAAAUGUGGAAUAUCGAUCUCUCCAAUUGCUGAUUGGUUGUACUACAAUUCCGCAUUCACUGAACGCAUAUUGGGACUUCCUGCCGAGAACUAUAAGGGAUAUGUUGAAGCUGAUGCAACGCAACGAGCUCGUCUUAUCAAGUCAAACUCAUUUUUCUUAAUUCAUGGCUUGGCUGACUCUACGGCACCCUAUGUCCAUGGUGUUCAGCUGGCCAAGUCUUUGACAGAAGCUAAUAUAUUAUAUCGAUAUCAGACUUAUGCUGACGAAGGCCAUGAUCUCAAUGGAGUUUUAGAGCAUGUCUACUCAUCUAUGGAACACUACUUUGCGGAGUGCUUGAGCUUGGAUCCGGAUGAUACUAAGCCCGAUUUAGAUCAAAACAUGGUACCUGCUGAGUAGCAGACUUAGAAAUCUUCAAUGUGUAAAUAGAGUAGGUUAAAUACUAUCUUAAUAUGAGUAUUAUAUAGACUUCAAAACUGUUAUACUAUAAUAAUUACACAAAAUUUGUUGUAUUUUUUUUAGCUCAUUGAAAACGCUAUAUAUACUCAAUAAUAUAUUAUAUUUACAUAUAAUAGGCAUGCCAUUCGAUAUUGUUCCGAUUCAUUUUUUAAUUUUGAAAAGCAUAAAAAUGUAUACCAUUUAUAAGAGAAAAAAAUAAUGAAAAAGAAAGGAAAAUAGUGAGAUAUUUGCUAGAAAAUACCAGUUUAUCUUCCUUAUACAUUGCUUCCGUUAACAGAUCUUCCUAGAGUUUACACAGAUUAGUUUAUAAUGUUUUAAUAAAUGAUUUCUUCCGAUUUGUAUGAUAUUUACAGACGAAGCCGUAAGAGUUUAGUUAAAAUAAUUAAAACACUUGAUAAGUAAAAUCGAAUCUCUAAAUGUCACCAUAAAAUUUUGAUUCAUAGCUUCAAAGAUAAAAUAAAGCUACUGUUGAUUGUACGAUUGACUAGAAAACAGAAAUCAUCUAGUUACAUCUAUUGAUUUUUUUAAAAGAAUAUUAUUAAUUAUAUAAGUAUUGAAAAUUAGAUAAGAUAAUUACAAUAAGCAAUUAAUAAUGUAAUAUUUAAUCGUAAUCAGCUGAUAAUUAAACUGCACUUUGCAGAUGCCAUUGCUGCCACACUACCCCCUCUCCAAAAUGUAUAGACCCCGUUGUCCUAGCUACUCAAUUUGGUUGUUAUUUAGGCUUGCAGAAAUCUAAGGGCUCGGAAGCUGCUCGGUCGAUUAAGAGGUUAACUAAUCAUUUGUACAACAAUUGCUUAAAGUCAGUAAUUUUUAUUAUCAGUAUGUAAAUAGCACAUUAGGAAUGCAUACAUACUAUGUAUGGAUAUAACUUCAGUAAUACAAUUAAUAUUUACACCCUGUUGCCAUCAGAUAGAUGGGUGUCAAGGGUAUCGUUCUAGGCAUGUCUGUCUGUUUCUUUCUUAAAAAUUAUUCUCAACCUUAAGUCUGUGUACAGGGUAUCGCUGAGUCGGUCACUGUCGACUCUAUCAUCUUUGUAUUUCAUUUGGUUGAACUAUCCAAAUUACUCAACUUUAUCUUUGGACAUUGUUAUUGUUAA